This is a messenger RNA of Tetrahymena thermophila SB210, 546 nucleotides long. RefSeq lists its product as hypothetical. NCBI's taxonomy places the organism in Eukaryota, Ciliophora, Oligohymenophorea, Hymenostomatida, Tetrahymenidae. The record is from RefSeq and is a predicted model, not a curated record. The transcript has a single exon.
AUGAAAUAUCCCACCUAAACAUAGCACGUCUAUAUCUAAAACUCAGAAAUUACUUUGAUACCAUACUAAAUUAAAUACCUUAUUAAUAAAGAAGAAUAAUCAAGAAUGAUGAAUGAGACUCUGAACUAAAAUUCCUAAAUACUAUCAAAAAUGGCUAAGAUUUAUUUCUUUUCUUAUUAGAUCUUACAAAAUUAUUUAAUUGCAAACUAAUCUGUUAUUAAUAUCUAAUAAAUAGGAUCUUAGAAGAAAGGCUGGAGUCACUUUGGUGCUUAUCAAUCUUAAACCCCUAAAAUGAAAACGCGAACAAAAAAGUUUUUAUUAUCAAUCGGCCCUGAAAUAUCGAGAUCCCCACAAUAUUUUACGCAAUGUUUUCAAUUUUAGGAAUUCACAAACAGAGAGCACAAAAAACCCUCUACAGCUAAACUUUAAGAAUCACUAGUUUUUAAGGAAAUAAAUUUUAAAUCCCGAAAGGCCCUUUCUACAAUGCCAAUCCCGGACCGAUUCUUAAAAGUUUAACCUGUUUUAAAAGUUGAAGAGGCGUGCUGA